This is a messenger RNA of Dibothriocephalus latus, 399 nucleotides long. Lineage: Eukaryota; Metazoa; Platyhelminthes; Cestoda; Diphyllobothriidea; Diphyllobothriidae. The record is from the annotation of a GenBank genome assembly.
AUGUACACAUCAAAUUACAGCCACGUCGCUGUUCGUGAUAGACUCGAGAAAUCUAUCUUUGCUUCAUUUAUGAAACAAUCAUUAAUGCUGACCUACUCCUUUGCUUCCCAUAAGGAUGCCAAAAGUUGGACAUCUUCCUCCGAUCCCGCGAGCCAACCUUCAUCGACGGACACGUCCGGGAACAGCUCAGGAGGCAAGCGACGUAAGGCUCCUGGUGAAGAGGCGAAAGGUGAACGUGAGAAGGAUGCCAAAAGUCCCACAAUUUUCUCCGACCCCGCGAGUAAACCUUCCUCAAAGGAUCCGUCCGGGAGCAGCUCAGGAGGCAAGGGAAGUAAGGUUUCUGGUGACGAGCGGAAAGGUGAAUAUGGGAAGGUAAUUGCUGUUUUCCGAUACACGUGU